Sinocyclocheilus grahami is the source of this 1502-nucleotide messenger RNA. RefSeq names its product CCAAT/enhancer-binding protein epsilon-like. Gene Ontology annotation, biological process: myeloid cell differentiation; DNA-templated transcription; regulation of transcription by RNA polymerase II. The transcript is spliced from 4 exons. The record is from RefSeq and is a predicted model, not a curated record. Lineage: Eukaryota; Metazoa; Chordata; Actinopteri; Cypriniformes; Cyprinidae. Bases 872 to 1441 code for a protein of 189 amino acids. Gene Ontology annotation, molecular function: DNA-binding transcription factor activity, RNA polymerase II-specific; RNA polymerase II cis-regulatory region sequence-specific DNA binding.
AUGUUUAUGUACUAUUUAAAAAUGUGUAAUUUAAGUGCUUCAGGCCAUUUGUAAUAUCCAGUGCACUGAUCUUAUGUUACUAAAGAUUAAUUAAGCCGUUUCUCUGGUUUUAGGUCCAAUUUUCACUUGUGUUUUUUGAACUGUAAAUUAUUUACUGGAGCAUGUAAUGAAUCAAACAAAAUAGUCAUACACCUCUAUCUAUCUAUCGAUCUAUCUAUCCAUCUAAACUGGAUUCACGACUUUACUAAAACUUUACUGUAUUACUUAAAAUCUUUUUUUAGUCAACUGUACUAGAAAGCCCUUAUUUUGCAUUUAUACCACUGACAAAUAAAAUGUGAGUUUCUGAAAAUCUGAAACCGUGCAUCACUUGUUCCAGUCCAAACCAUGUUCCCCAAUGACCUCAUUAUAUCAUUCAUAUGAACACAGAGCUACAGGUGAGUGUCAGUUUUUGUUUUGUCUUUAUGUCAAGGUUGUUGUGUUAAUAUUUAAGAGUGAAUAAUUUCAUUUUACGACAGCUCGAAUUUGAAAGGAAGGAUGCUCUCCAUUAGACCCCUUUUUAGCAGUGUUUUGUCAUUUAAACCAUUUCUCUCUAUUAAUGGCAAAAAUUGACCCAGUCUAUCUGAAUGUUUUUUCUCCCUGUAUACUUAUCAUAAUUUCUGUGUCAGUUCCUCAGUCCUGCUGCAGGAGGCGCCAGUGAGUCUCCUCUGAUUGGCCAAUCAACCAUGAGGCUUCAGGAAUAAUGGGGACACAAAGUAACGUUUGCCAGGCGCUGAAGUACCUGUAUCAUAACGGAUCCUGUGGAAGAACACAUCACAAUUGUGCUUGAGAAGAGAGGAGAAGCUUCAGCGGCCCUGAGCAGAGUUUACAAGCCAUGUCCAUCUCCGACAGUCCUGGGUCCUCCAUCUGUAUGUUUGCUCUCCAUCAUCAGUCCUCCAGCUCUCCUGGCCCCCUGAACCCCGACUCUAGCAGCAUGAGCGCUCAGAUGCCUCAGAUGGACACGGGUCUGUACGGCCAGCCCAUGGCCUUUCCCAAGACGCCAGACGGCCGGAGCAUGGAGCAGAUGAUGGGCUUCGUGCCGUACUCCUCGUGUCUGACCCCCAGCAGCACUGAGCGAGCGCAGCAGAAUCAGCAGGAUUUUUCGCAGUUUCUUCUGCCGCCCCCGGCCUCCACCCUGCGGCCAAUGGGACAGAAGCGCGGCCCGAGCAAAGACAGCGUGGAAUACCGUCUGCGCAGAGAGCGCAACAACAUCGCAGUGAGAAAGAGUCGCGAUAAAGCCCGGCGGCGGAUCCAGCUGACCCAGCAGAGGGCGCUGCAGCUCCAGGACGAGAACCACAGCCUGCAGCUGCACAUCCAGCGCCUGUCGCACGAGGUGGAUGCACUCAGACACUACCUGUCACAGUGCCACCUACAGGCCAAAGAGCAGGACACCACCGGAGACUGAAGGUUCUGUUGAUCGUAGGGCUGCACGAUUAAUCAAAAUUAAAUCGCAAAGGCGAAAAAUU